CGCCUGGCUGGCUGGCUAGGUGGCUGGUUGGACUACACUAUGUAAAGGUGGGCCGCAAUGUCUUCCAUAGUGGUAAAUUCUUGGUCAUUGGGAGUUUUCAGGUGUCCAUGUGGAGAAUCAGAUAGGUUUCUUGGCCUAGAUUCUCUGAGGCACCUUUAUAUUAUUGAGAUUUAUAGUCCCUUGUAUUUGGUCAGAAAUGUCACUACAAGCAAUAUCAACAGUUGCCAUUAUCUAUAUGUGUAGCCUGGUACUUUUACAGAAAUUAUCAAAUUUUCAUCAUAGCUCUACAAAGUAAGAAUAAGUCCCACCUUACAAAUGAAGAAUUGAGCCGCAGGUUAAGUCACUUGCCCAAGGGAACAAGGGUAGUGAAUAGCAGAGUCAAAAUCUGAACCCAGACCUACUGUGCUGUCAAAGGUUCAUCCUCGUCACUGCCACUGUAUAGAGUCUCUACACGAACUAGUACACAAAUACAGGGACAGGUGCUUGAUGAAUGAACAAAUUAGGCUCAAAUUUUCCUAAAGGACGUCACAUUUACUUUAAAAUUGUUUCAUGUGUGCUAUGCACCAAGCACUAGAGAUACGGUAGUCAAUCAAGUGGAUAUGGUCCCUGUCUGCGUACAACAGACAAGGAAGACCUAUGUUAAUCCAAAAACCGCACAAAUCACUAUAGUUGCAUUAAGGGCUUUGAAAGUAAAGUAUAAAGUGCUCUGUACAGGGAUCCGAACGAGUGUGGGGAGUGUUAGGUCAUGAUUCAGCAGUCACAACCCCGCUUUCUCCAAAACUUUUCUGGUUACCAUUCUUGAAUGGUUUCUGACCCCUAUUAUAGUCAGACCCCAACCCUUACCUGAGUAACUUAGUCCUUACUAAAAAUUUUGGAUUCUGGCUAUUUGUUAGUCACUAGCAGACUAUGGGUUUAAUUAACAUCCAUAGCAGUCACUCCUAAGUCAUUUCUCCCUGACGUAAGUACUGUAUGUUCCCAACAGCCUUCUAGACUCCCAUUUUCUGGAUGUGUCUCUGACACCUCAAGUAACUCGCCAAACCUCCCCUCCCUGAAAGAACAAAAUGAGUUAUUCCUUCCCCAUCAGAUGGUACUAUUCCUGUUCUUUCUUUUCAGUCAAACAGAAUGAGCAAAUAGCUCACUUUUAGUAGCAUCAAACAGUGUUUUCUAAAAAUUAUUUGUCAUAACUGACCCUUUCCUUCCUUAGUACCCGCUCCACUCCUCUUCGUGCAAACCUUCUUCUGGAGUCUUGCUGUGUGCCGUCUUUUCAGUGUAAGCUUUUUUGGAAGUGAUCAGACGUUUUAUAUUUUCAUCUCACCUUGCUGAGAUGGGUGCUAAUCAGUAAAUAAAUGAUUUGAUAACAUGUCAGAUAGUUUACAGUGCAAUGUGCUACUCUUUACGUGUUUAUAGUAUUAUACCAUUUGUUCCUACUACAAAUUGUCAAGGAGGUGGAAUACCCCUCUGUAAAAAGAUGAACAAAAUGAGGGUCAAAUGUUAAAAGCCUUCCCAAAGAUCACAAUUUCUAAACAAUAGAUCUAAACAAUGGUGACAUGAAAAAAGGGCUACAGAAUGGUCCAGUAACAACCUAUCUCGGCAUUUACCACAUAAACUUUUCAGUCUUUAGGAAAGCCUUCUCUAAAUCCUGUCUCCUCGAAGCUCCACAUAGCAUCAAUUUUCUCAUUUGUCAUCUGAAAAUACUGCUGUUCAUUCCAUAGAUUAUUGGAAAUGAUCUACAUACUGUCCAAGUAGGGUGACCACCAGUCACACGUGGCUAUUUAAUUAAAAUUAAAUAAAAUGUAAAAUUCAGUUCCUCUGCUACACUAUACAUUUCAAGAGACUAGUAGCUACCAUAUUGGACAGAGCAUGUAUUUUCUUCUUUACAGCAAGUGCUAUUGGACGGUGCUGUGCUACAGCUAGGAACUGCCAAAGAUCAGAGAAAGCAAUAUGAGAACUGAAAACCCAGGCCAGUACUUGGUUGGUUUUGAGUGAGGGUCACUGGGUGAGUGGGAAGCGAGCUGACCUUUGGAACGGUGAUGUCACAAAGCACAGCUCACAGUGGCUCUAGAACACCUGGCCUCCCAGGGCACUUCCCCUAACUCCCUCCCAUCGAGGGUCCUGAAGCCUCUGCACAUGUAGCUCCUGGAGCAGCUAUCUUAUUACAAUGUCAACACCUCCACCUUCAUCUUCCAUCUGGGACAAAAUAGAUUAUGCCUCUCUGACCUCAGCAUGGAACUGGCUGCAAGCAACUUUUCUGGGAGAGGCUGGUGUGCCUCAGGAAACAAAUUUGGGGCAGCUAAGUUAUUUGGCUCCAACUGUGCAAGUUAUCCUGAAGAUCUCAUUUGUUAUUUUGUUGGGAAUAGGACUGUAUAUCAUAUGGAAACGAAGUGUUCGGUCAUUUCAGAAAAUGUUGUUGUUUGUAAUCACCCUCUACAAACUUUACAAGAAGGGCUCAGAUUUUUUUCAAGCUCUGCUGGUCAACCCAGAAGGGGCUAGUCUCCCAGCUCAAGACAAUAAUAAUUUCUCCCUGUCCCUGGGGCUGCAAGAGAAAAUUCUGAAGAAACUUCAGGUGGUGGAAAGCAAAGUGAAGAACCUGGAGGGGAUGAUCAUUUCCCAAAAGCCCGCCACGAAGAGGGACUGCUCCUCCGAGCCCUACUGCAGCUGCUCCGACUGCCAGAGCCCCUUGCCCACAUCAGGGUUUACGUCCACGUCUGAAAUGUGAUGGACUCCCAUCUUUCUCCAGAAAAGCACUGUUUCCCUUGCAUGUACAGUGGCAUGUCAAUAAAGACGGAGAACUAAACUGAAAUCACCCUGCAAGGACUGGCUCUCUCUUCAGUACAGCCCAACUUCUACUCAGGUGUUGGGGGGGUAAUACUGGGUAUGGUGGUGGUUAAAACUGUUGCUGAGAUUGUGGUGCCUGCUCUGCAGGCUAGAGACCAUGAGCGGUCAUAUAGAAGAGGUCAGACAAACGAAUCCAUGGGACUGGGAAGGUCGGGGAUAUGGCCUUGGGCUCCACGCUGAAGAAUUUGGCUUGUAUAUAAUCAAAACAGCAAGACGGUGCUGCUGAGGGGCGAUGCUGUGGAUUGUCCUGUAAAGGUCGGCUGACCCUUGUGCUGGUCUUGGGCCUAAAGGUAACUGUUUGGCCCAGGAGUUUCACUGCAUUAAUUACUCAGAAGUGGGCAAGGGUGGGAGUGGACAAAAAAGAAUCUGCUUAAUUUUAUCUAACUUUUACUGAAAUUUCCUCUGUGCUAAACAUUGUGAUUGUCCUCGGGAAUCUGUCCUGAGUGCUUCAGGCCCACUCGGUUUGGCUGGCUGAACAGGUAAUUUCAGAACAAGGAAUUAUAAUACAGUACGGUGUUAACAUCUUGAAUUUAGGGGAAUUCAUAUGUGAAUCCAAAUUGACAGGGAGGCACCUACCUGCCAUUACACCCAAUUUGAGUGUGUACCCUGACCAGAAAGAUGGCCCACUGAGGAACGUAGUAGGUGGUCCUCUCAGUGAGUCUCCUGUCCCACAAGCCUUAGGUGUGUGUGCAUUCUCGCCACAAUAAAUGUGAUUAUACUCAUUGAAACACUGUACUUGACAUCUAAAUGAAACGUUUCAUGUGGUAUACAAACAAACAGUGAUUUAUUGUUGUGCUGGACUAAAACUAGCUAUGCUAUUCAACAGGAGACAAGACGGCAGUUUUCCACGUGGCAUCUUCGUAAGGGAUUUCUGAGGGUAAUUUUGAUCGUUUUUGUCCAGUGCACUGGUGUUCAAAUGCCACCCUUGUGUAAAAUGAGACUUCAUUGUACAGUGUACUCAGUGCAAAGAACAGGUCAACGCGUCAGUGAAUACAGGGUGUGCCUAGGAAAGGCUUUAAAGAGGGCACAUGGAGUUACCCCACCAAGGCUUACAUAAGAAGGUAUCUAGCAGGAAGGUGUUCCG
Messenger RNA from Phyllostomus discolor (pale spear-nosed bat), 3919 nucleotides. RefSeq names its product transmembrane and coiled-coil domains 2 (gene TMCO2). The coding region runs from base 2159 to 2716 and encodes 185 amino acids. Lineage: Eukaryota; Metazoa; Chordata; Mammalia; Chiroptera; Phyllostomidae. Gene Ontology annotation, cellular component: nucleus. The record is from RefSeq and is a predicted model, not a curated record. The transcript is spliced from 2 exons.